Molecule: messenger RNA, 846 nt
Organism: Candidozyma auris
Lineage: Eukaryota; Fungi; Ascomycota; Pichiomycetes; Serinales; Metschnikowiaceae
Product: nucleoporin
Exons: 1
Coding region: 1-846 (281 amino acids)
Biological process (GO): endoplasmic reticulum tubular network organization; membrane organization
Cellular component (GO): membrane; endoplasmic reticulum
Source: RefSeq, a predicted model, not a curated record
AUGUCCUCUCCCGACCAGAAAGGUAACGCUUCUGCUGCCGCCGACGCUGCCAAGGGUUCAUCUCCUUCCGCCACUGGCGCCUCCACUUCCACCGCCCCCAAAAAGGAUCUUGCUGCCACAGUUCGUACGCUUCAGUUUGCCUGGUACGUGGGCCACCUUGUGACGGUUAUUUCGACCAUCUUCUAUGCUCUCACCUACGUGAGGAUCUUCCCUCGUGCUUACAAGUUCUGGUACAGCAUGGCGCUCUUGGGUGUCAUUGAGAGCUUUGGGUUGUUGCUCUACCAGACGAUUAAGAAAAACGGGGUCAAUGCGCCCAAGUUGCUUGCUGAAGACAAUGCCCAGUACUUGUUUUUAGGUGUGUUGCUCUUCAUUGCACCACCACAUGUUUUAUUGACCUUGUUGGUGUUCUUUUUGUUCUCCACCUUUCACGUUUUGUCCUACACCAGACAUUUCAUCUUGCCUGCGUUGGACAUUCCUGAAAGCCACCCAGUCUCCAAGAACAUUGGCAACUUCAUUGCUGCCAACAACAACAAAUCGAUUCAGCUUGCUGCGCUUUUGGAAGUGGUGACGUUGGCGUGGUUGACCUUGCGUGUCAUCACCUUCCGAAAGAGAUCCUUGACUCCUCUCAUUGCCUACACUAUCUUCAUCAAGUUGAGGUACGAGAAAUCCGGCUUCACUAGAAACUACUUCAAGCAGGCCGAGAUCCGUGUGGAGAGCCUCGUCAACAGCACUGGCCACCCUGUUCUCAAGGAUGUGUGGAUCAAAGCCAAAGGUGUGUUCCACCAGAUCGGGUCCAUCCACUUCUUCCACGACCACACCAAGGAGAAGGAGGCCAAAUCUAUCUAA